AUGGGACUAUCGAAUUUGAAGAUGCAAGCGGAUGCAGAGUCAGAUGGGGAAAUAACCGAGUGCGAAAAUACUCCUUCGGAGGAGGAAGCCAUGAUCGAGUACCAAAUGACGAUGGAUGCAUGGGGCGAUUAUCUCAAGUCGGUUCGUAUACAACACUCGUUGAAGGUAAAUUUACAAAACCUUAUGCAGGACCUUAUAAACUCGUCGCUCACCAUCAAGGAACAAGAAGACCCCAUUGGCAUGUCGUGUACUAGUCUGUCAAUAAGCAGUGGGGAUUUAAUUCACGACUGGGGCGAGUUAUUCGAAACGGAGCCUACAAGACUAAAUCAGUUGACUGCCUGUCUUGUCUACGCGAGUAUAUUUAUUCCGGCAAUGGUCGUCAAGUAUUACAAGACGGAACAUAUUAAAUCUUGUCAGUGCGCCGAACAUCAUUGUGGAAUGGGAGGGAAAAAUCAAUGGAAAAUUGCGCAAUACGAGGCUGAUUGUCCCCAAGGGGGAGAUACAGUAUUUCGACCAGAACGCGUGUCAUCUGAAGAAGGGGUCGAUGGAAUGGUGGAUACAACUCUUCAAACCGAUGACGAUCAAAAAGGAAGACCCGGAUAUCAAAUUACAACCAAAACAAGGAAAGUUUUGGAUGGCGAACAAGACGAUUCAAACGCAGACAACACAGGAACAAAUAGCACGUACCAUAACCGAAACGCAAAUAUUAUUGUACUUUUAUGCCAAAACGGUGCUUUCACAGAAGCAGAAGCUAUGGGAUUAUUUGCAAAAUCAACUGAAGGGAUUAACUUUGUUUGUUUCAAACAAUAUGCAGAAAAAAUCAGGACCUACUGUAACGUUAAAGACUCGAGCUACUGGUUCGAGUGGUUAUUUUUAUUAAAGGAAAUGGUUAUAAUGCCGCUGCUUAGUUUGUGA
Arctia plantaginis is the source of this 915-nucleotide messenger RNA. Lineage: Eukaryota; Metazoa; Arthropoda; Insecta; Lepidoptera; Erebidae. The record is from the annotation of a GenBank genome assembly.